Penaeus indicus is the source of this 1267-nucleotide messenger RNA. RefSeq names its product centromere protein K-like. The coding region runs from base 62 to 793 and encodes 243 amino acids. NCBI's taxonomy places the organism in Eukaryota, Metazoa, Arthropoda, Malacostraca, Decapoda, Penaeidae. Gene Ontology annotation, biological process: mitotic sister chromatid segregation; kinetochore assembly. The record is from RefSeq and is a predicted model, not a curated record. Gene Ontology annotation, cellular component: nucleus. The transcript has 4 exons.
CAAACAAACAGCGGGAGGAACGUCAGGUUUUGUUGCCCUCGACUUGCAAUUUUUCGCUAAAAUGGCUUUUGCCACGGAGAAGGUCGACACCGAUGUAGUUGAGGGAAAUCUGGAGAGCUUGAGAGACGACGUGGCGAUCGAGCUGGAGGAUCUGGCUCGGGAAUUGGGAGAGAAAACGCAGUCGUUAGUUAAGGAACCCAGUUUUCGCGACGACAAAGACUUGGAUAAUAUGCUGAAGAGAAAACUGCUUCUCGAGAGUGAAAUUGAAGCUACGAUGGAUACGAACUUAGCAUUCCUCCCGGAUGACAAGAAAAUGCUGGUCAGACUGGCAAGAGAAGAGGCGGAGUUGACAGCCCUGGACAAUGAAAGGGCGCUGAAUUUCUAUCGGCAAAAGCAAACAGAGUUACAAGAAGAAAAGAAAACAUAUGAAGAUAUGGUCAACAAAGCAGUUGAAGUUGAUAAAAAAUUAGAUGAAUUGCUGAAGGAGAGAUCAGAAUCAGCCCUCCUAGACAUUAUGAAGAAGAGGUAUGAAGAAACAGGAAUAUUGUUUAGAGAGCUUCGGACAGUGCUUCACAUGAUUUUGACAGAGUUCUACCCAGAAGAGGAAGAGGGAUUAUCAAUGGAAAACCUUCUGGAGGUUCUUGUUACGAAGAUGAUUGAAGAUAGAAAUGACCCUUAUGUGAAUAUCCACGAAGGCAUGAAGGAUUAUCACAUUGCAUUUUUACUUAGGGCAAAUCUCAUUAUGAGGCAUAAAAAUGAUGUCAGUCGUAUUAGGUUUGUUGAUCCAAACUGAUUGCAUAGACACAUUUGCAGGAAAAGAUAAAGCAUUUAUGUUUAGCUUGUUAAUAUUCCUGUAAAACAGGUUAAUUGUUUUAGAGAAUUCAAUCCCCCCCCCCCCUCCCUUCUUUUUUAUCAAGUCAUGGAAGAUACAACUUCAUGUUAUUAAUAUUCAGCUGCAAGGUUCCUUUUUUGUGUGUGAUUGACAUGCAUUGUAUAUACAGCUCUGAUAACUAUUUCAUUAAACUUUGAGCUACUAAAAAAUAUUUUUCAUACUGUAUGUAGUUUACCUAAAAGGUAUACAUUGUGAGGUUUAUCCUGUUUUGAUGAAUUGCAAUUAAUAUACUGUAUAAAUUUUUCAACAUUGCAUUAUCAUGUGGUGUACUUUGGUUCAAAAAGCUCUUGACAUCAUGUUUAUUAUGUAAGGAAAUUAUGGUAUAUUUUAGGCAGGUGUGUAAGGUUAUGAGAUGAUUAAAGGAAUUAUUUUUUA